Messenger RNA from Impatiens glandulifera, 2839 nucleotides. Its product is annotated as cell division cycle protein 48 homolog. Gene Ontology annotation, cellular component: cytosol; nucleus; VCP-NPL4-UFD1 AAA ATPase complex. The transcript is spliced from 9 exons. The coding region runs from base 136 to 2577 and encodes 813 amino acids. The record is from RefSeq and is a predicted model, not a curated record. Gene Ontology annotation, biological process: retrograde protein transport, ER to cytosol; mitotic spindle disassembly; autophagosome maturation. Lineage: Eukaryota; Viridiplantae; Streptophyta; Magnoliopsida; Ericales; Balsaminaceae. Gene Ontology annotation, molecular function: ATP binding; ATP hydrolysis activity; polyubiquitin modification-dependent protein binding.
UAAAACUAUAUGAAGUAGUCCUCAAGGUCUUUGUUUGCCCCGUACUCCAUCCUCCGCUUUCUCUCUCUAGUUUCUUCUCCGGUCUCUCCGCAGGCACUUGGCUCUUUUGCGCGAUCUUCAUUCAAGCAUUCUAGGAUGAGUAACCAACCAGGAUCAUCCGAUGCGAUUGGUUCGUCUAAGAAGGAUUUCUCCACCGCGAUUCUCGAGCGGAAGAAGGCUCCGAAUCGUCUCGUUGUUGAUGAGGCCGUCAACGAUGAUAAUUCCGUCGUCGCUCUUCACCCUAAUACCAUGGAAAAGCUACAGCUUUUCCGAGGGGACACGAUCCUUAUCAAGGGAAAGAAGAGGAAGGAUACAGUCUGCAUUGCCUUAGCUGAUGAAUCAUGUGAUGAGCCGAAGAUCCGGAUGAACAAGGUUGUGAGGUCAAAUUUGAGAGUUCGUCUGGGUGAUAUCGUCUCUGUUCAUCAGUGCCCUGAUGUUAAGUAUGGGAAACGUGUCCAUAUACUACCCAUAGAUGAUACUAUUGAAGGCAUCACUGGAGAUCUAUUUGAUGCAUUUCUUAAGCCUUACUUUGUUGAGGCAUACCGACCUAUGAGGAAAGGUGAUCAUUUCCUUGUUAGAGGUGGUAUGAGGAGUGUCGAAUUCAAGGUUAUUGAGACUGAUCCAGGAGAAUACUGUGUAGUCGCUCCAGAUACAGAGAUCUUUUGUGAAGGGGAGCCUGUGAGGAGGGAGGAUGAGGAUAGGUUGGAUGAGGUUGGUUAUGAUGAUGUUGGUGGUGUAAGAAAACAGAUGGCUCAAAUUCGUGAAUUGGUAGAGUUGCCUCUGAGGCAUCCUCAGCUUUUCAAGUCUAUCGGUGUGAAGCCUCCUAAAGGAAUUCUACUUUUUGGCCCUCCAGGUUCUGGAAAGACUUUAAUAGCUAGAGCUGUUGCAAAUGAGACUGGUGCUUUCUUCUUUUUGAUCAAUGGACCUGAAAUUAUGUCCAAAUUGGCUGGAGAGAGUGAAAGCAAUCUAAGGAAGGCAUUUGAAGAGGCAGAAAAGAAUGCUCCAUCUAUUAUAUUUAUUGACGAGAUUGAUUCCAUUGCUCCGAAGAGAGAGAAGACAAAUGGUGAAGUUGAAAGGAGGAUUGUAUCUCAGCUUUUGACCCUUAUGGAUGGUCUAAAAUCCAGGGCCCAUGUCAUUGUGAUGGGUGCUACAAAUAGGCCAAAUAGCAUUGACCCAGCUUUAAGGAGAUUUGGCAGGUUCGAUAGGGAAAUUGACAUUGGUGUCCCUGAUGAAGUUGGGCGUCUUGAAGUUCUUCGGAUUCACACCAAGAACAUGAAACUCUCAGAAGAGGUUGACUUGGAAAGGAUUUCCAAAGAUACCCAUGGUUAUGUUGGUGCUGAUCUUGCUGCUCUAUGUACUGAAGCUGCACUGCAGUGUAUCAGAGAGAAAAUGGAUGUUAUCGACCUAGAUGAUGACACCAUUGAUGCUGAGAUACUGAAUUCCAUGGCAGUCACAAAUGAACACUUCCAAACUGCUCUUGGAACAAGCAACCCAUCUGCACUGAGAGAAACAGUUGUUGAAGUGCCCAAUUGCACUUGGGCCGAUAUUGGAGGGCUUGAGAAUGUUAAGAGGGAGCUUCAAGAGACUGUUCAAUAUCCCGUGGAGCAUCCAGAGAAGUUUGAGAAAUUUGGCAUGUCACCCUCAAAAGGUGUCCUUUUCUAUGGUCCACCUGGAUGUGGAAAGACUCUGCUGGCUAAAGCAAUUGCAAAUGAAUGUCAGGCCAAUUUCAUUAGUAUCAAAGGACCUGAGCUUCUUACCAUGUGGUUUGGUGAGAGUGAGGCUAAUGUUCGAGAAAUUUUCGACAAGGCCAGACAAUCUGCACCAUGUGUUCUCUUCUUUGACGAGCUUGACUCUAUAGCUACUCAGAGAGGAAGUAGUGUUGGAGAUGCAGGGGGUGCUGCUGACCGUGUGCUGAAUCAACUUUUGACUGAAAUGGAUGGAAUGAAUGCUAAGAAAACCGUGUUCAUAAUUGGGGCUACUAACCGACCCGACAUUAUCGAUCCUGCACUUCUACGUCCAGGCCGUCUUGAUCAGUUGAUAUAUAUUCCCUUGCCUGAUGAGGAAUCUAGGCUACAGAUAUUUAAGGCCUGCUUGAGGAAAUCUCCCAUCUCUAAAGAUGUGGAUUUAAGAGCUCUUGCCAAGUAUACACAGGGUUUCAGUGGAGCUGACAUUACAGAGAUAUGCCAACGAGCUUGCAAGUAUGCUAUUAGAGAGAACAUUGAGAAAGAUAUUGAAAGAGAGAGGGCAAGGAGGGAUAAUCCGGAAUCGAUGGAUGAGGAUAUUGUUGAAGACGAAGUGUCCGAGAUAAAGGCGGGUCACUUUGAGGAGUCGAUGAAGUAUGCACGCAGGAGUGUUAGCGAUGCCGACAUCCGCAAGUAUCAGGCAUUUGCACAGACAUUGCAGCAGUCUCGCGGUUUUGGCACCGAAUUUAGGUUUACUGAGACCGGAAGUGGAGCCGGAGCUGCUGCUGGUGCUGGAUCUGACCCGUUUGCAAGUGCUGCUGCCGGUGGAGGAGAUGAAGAUGAUCUAUAUAGUUAGGUUAUAUAUAUAGUUGUGACCUUCAUUCACUCCCAUCCACUCACAUGCAUGCAUACACUUGUUAUUUUUUUUUUUCAAGUUUAUUUAAGAAACCAUUGUUAUUUUGUUUUUGAGAUUAUUUAACAUUCUAUUUACAUUUAUGAUUUGGAAAACGCUACAACUGACAGUUGGUGAUUGAUUUCUGGACAAGAAUAUACUCACAACAUGGUUGGUUGGUUGCAUUUGUUUAAUAACUUUGAAUUUAGUUCAUAUCAUUUCUUUA